AUGUUGCGAGCCAUUGGACAUGCAGUACGACCUAAAUGCAAGAGGUUUUCAACCAUGGGUAUGGUGCUACAAAAGGCCCUUUUCAAUGACAAGAACAGGGCAAAUCCCAUCAAAUUGCCCGAUCGUGAUGAUCUUCUAAAUAUGUCUGAACAGCUCAAAAUACAGAGCUGUGCCACCAGUACCAGAGCUCAAAACCAGCUAAAUACCAUGAAGUAUCAGGAUAUACUCACUUCCAAUGGAUUCCAUUCGAAGCAAAGCGAAUCGAUUGUUGCCUUAUUGCUGGAAAUAUUGAAUGAUGAAUUCUAUUCAUCCUACAAUAAAAAAUAUCUCAAAAACAUGGAGCUAGAAAACCAAUCACAUUUAUUCCAUGCUGCAGAAACUGAGCUAAAGUUUGCUAUACAAAAUUCAAGAGAGUCGCAGCUGAAUGAUCAACAUCUGCAACUAAUGAAAUUAUUAAGAGAUGUUGACUCAUUGCAUGAUGAAAUCAAUGAGAUGAUAAUAAACCUAUUGCAGAAAGAUUCGAAAGUUGAUUUCAAUAAUCAAAAAAUCGAAAAUACGCUCCUACAGAAGCAAAUAAAAAUGGAAUUGAAUAAUUGUUCGCACAAGAUCACAACAAAAAUUCUAGGCAAUACUAGAUCUGACAUUGAAAACUUUAGAUGGCAAACCACCAGAUCAGGUCUCCUGGCUAUACUUGUGCUUGUUUUCAUGAUAAUGGGAGGUGCAAGUUUUUCUCGAAGAGUUGCUGCAUCCAAUGUACCCGUUCAAGUGACUUUACACACAGUGAACCCAGAAGAAGGUGAUCGCGACGAAGGAGACACAGAGGAGGAAGACGAAAACUGA
Zygotorulaspora mrakii is the source of this 840-nucleotide messenger RNA. It is a transcript of the gene PUT7, whose product is annotated as Put7p. The record is from RefSeq and is a predicted model, not a curated record. The transcript has a single exon. Gene Ontology annotation, cellular component: mitochondrion. The coding region runs from base 1 to 840 and encodes 279 amino acids. NCBI's taxonomy places the organism in Eukaryota, Fungi, Ascomycota, Saccharomycetes, Saccharomycetales, Saccharomycetaceae.